This is a messenger RNA of Zootoca vivipara (common lizard), 901 nucleotides long. NCBI's taxonomy places the organism in Eukaryota, Metazoa, Chordata, Lepidosauria, Squamata, Lacertidae. The record is from RefSeq and is a predicted model, not a curated record.
GAAUUUUUUUAUUUUGCUUCGACUCAGACCAACACGGCUACCUACCUGUAACCUUUACUGCAAUAAGUUAGUCUAUCCUGAAAAAAAAUGUUUGCUUCUAGUUCAUUUAAUGAAGCUGAACUGUAAUAGUUUAAUGCACAAGGCACCCAUUAUGACCUACACAGAUAUUAAUUCCACAGUUUCAAAGUAGAGGCAAUAGUGCAGCCUUUUUUCACAGUGUUCCAGGAGGUAGUACUGUAUACUCUUUUCAAAUAGUUUUCAUGUGGAAAGAUGGUGGCGCCCUUGUCUCUUCAGCUGGAGUUCAGAGGUGGAGCAGAGCUCUUGUUUGAUGGGAUAAGAAAACAUCAGGUGACUUUGCCCAGCCAGCAAAGACCUUGGGAUUUUCGAAACUUGCUGGUGUGGAUUAAAGAGAACCUGUUGAAAGAGAGGCCAGAACUGUUUGUGCAGGGAGAUUCUGUGCUGCCUGGAAUCUUGGUGCUGAUCAAUGACGCAGAUUGGGAGUUGAUGGGGGAGCUGGACUAUCUGCUCCAAGACCAGGAUAACGUCAUUUUCAUCUCCACCUUGCAUGGUGGCUAGACUAUGAAAAAGAAUAUUUGUGCUGGUGUGCAGAAGGGAUUCCUGGCCCAGACAUAAACAUUCCUUGCUUUCUUGGCUGUCACCCCAGAUCAGAGUUGGUUUCUCAUGAGCUGCUUUUCUUUAAUGAAGUCUGCCCUUUUGACACUUGGCUCCUCCCACCCAGUGGUUCAGCUCUCGCCUCCUUUGUCCAAGAAGGCUGAAAUAAUUUCUGCACUUGGUCACCCUCUUCCUUGCUCCAGGAGGUGCACACCAUGGAACAAAUGGCUGAAAAUGAGCCGCUUUGCACGUGGAACAGCUGAGCUCACCCUGGCUGUCACACUUGUUU